This is a messenger RNA of Eucalyptus grandis, 697 nucleotides long. RefSeq lists its product as uncharacterized. Lineage: Eukaryota; Viridiplantae; Streptophyta; Magnoliopsida; Myrtales; Myrtaceae. The record is from RefSeq and is a predicted model, not a curated record. The coding region runs from base 109 to 522 and encodes 137 amino acids. Gene Ontology annotation, molecular function: calcium ion binding. The transcript has a single exon.
ACCAUCUUUCUCUCACACCCCAGCUUUUUGCUCACUACACUCAUUCGUUAUUCACCAGAAGCCUUCAAACCCUGCCCCUCCCCCCACCCAAAAAAAAAAAGAAAAAAAAUGAGCGUGGAAGUGUUGGAUUCGGCGACCAUCGUCGGCUUCGUGGAGGACGAGGAGGCUUUCAAUGCCUUCAUAGGUGACCGCUUCUCAUCCCUCGACGUUGACCGCGACGGCUGCCUCUCCUAUGCGGAGAUGCUGCGGGAUCUGCAGGGUCUUCGAGUGCUCGAGACCCACUUUGGGGUCGACGUGAAGCCAGACCCCGACGAGGUGGCCCAUGUGUAUGGCUCACUGUUCGGGCAGUUCGACCACGAUGCCAACGGGUCGGUGGACCUGGAGGAGUUCAAGGCGGAGACGAGGAGGAUGAUGCUCGCCGUGGCGGACGACUUGGGGUUCUUGCCGGUCCAGAUGGUGUUGGAAGAGGACAGCUUCUUGAAGAAAGCCGUGGAGCGUGAGCUUACCAAAGUCGCUGCUUAAUUUGGAGGAUUUUAUCUUAAGAGGGAUUCGUCAUGGUGGGAAGAAUGUGGUUGCAUUUGAGAUUUUGUCAUUUUUAUGGUGUUUUUAUUUUACGCACCCCUUAUUUUCUAAACCGAGUUUUGUACCCGAGAAUGAUGUUGCGGAUGAAAUUAAUGGAUUUAGCACUUGUUAUUGA